This is a messenger RNA of Patiria miniata (bat star), 781 nucleotides long. RefSeq names its product catechol O-methyltransferase-like. Gene Ontology annotation, biological process: dopamine metabolic process; developmental process; catecholamine catabolic process. The record is from RefSeq and is a predicted model, not a curated record. Gene Ontology annotation, molecular function: catechol O-methyltransferase activity. Bases 1 to 711 code for a protein of 236 amino acids. NCBI's taxonomy places the organism in Eukaryota, Metazoa, Echinodermata, Asteroidea, Valvatida, Asterinidae. The transcript is spliced from 3 exons.
AUGGCAACGGAGGACAUAUCUAUGGACGCUGUGAUGCAGGAAUUUGCGCAGGAUUAUGUCGGUAGGGCCCAGAAGAUGUUAGCCUACCUCAAGGAACGGGCGACAGACAUCACUGGAGACCCUGUUGCCCUGCUGGCUGCAGCCGACAAGUACUGUGUCGAGAAGGAUCGUCGAAUGAUGCACGUUGGAGACGAGAAAGGUGCUAUAGUGCGCAAGGUGGUCCAGGAGUUAGCCCCCAUGACGUGUCUGGAGCUGGGCACAUACUGCGGCUACUCGGCGGUGCUCAUGGCGAGUGUUCUACCCGAAGGAAGCCGGUUCAUCACCCUCGAGGCUGAUGAGACACUCAAGGAGGUAGCCGAGGAGUUCAUCGAUCUGGCAGGACCACAAGUCUCCCAGAAGAUUACUAUCGUUAACAAGAAAUCCGAAGACGCCAUCCCAGCCCUGCGUGAUGAUUUUUCGGUGGACACCUUGGAUUUCGUCUUCAUCGACCACCUGAAGACCGAGUACCUGAGGGACUUAAAACUCCUCGAGUCGCAGGGCUUGUUGAGGAAGGGAACCGUCGUUAUGGCGGACAACCUCAAAGUUCCGGGGAUCCCAGAUUACCUGGAGUACGUCCAAAACUCGGGGAGAUAUCAGACCGAGUUGAUACAAGCUAAGCUUGAAUAUUCCGAGAUGGAAGACGCCCUUGGCAAAUCAAUCUACUCAGGCUGAAGGGAGCCUUAAGCUGGACCCGAAAGCCCCAGUUUUGAACAUUGUCAAUAUUAAGGCUGGGGGUUGGAGC